GACUGCCCGCCAAUGGCACGUCUUAAGCUAAAGAAGUUGGAGGAGUAUCUGCAGAGUGUCGAUGGCUUUGAGCAGCCCAAGAUCCUCCUGGAGCAAUAUCCAACCCCACCGCACAUAGCUGCCUGCAUGGCGCAUCACAUGCAGGCCCAACACGAAGAUAUAGAAGGAAAACUGGUGGGAGUUGGCUGUGGGUGCGGAAUGCUCAGUAUUGCUGCCACUCUCCUGGGCGCCCAGCUCACAGUGGGCUUCGAAUUGGACGGCGAUGCGAUAGACACCUUUAGGGGCAAUGUGGUGGAGAUGGAGCUGCCCAAUGUGGACUGCGUCAGAGCGGAUGUGCUGCAGCUAAAGGGGAGCAAGUGGGAGAAGACAUUCGACACAGUGGUGAUGAAUCCUCCGUUUGGCACAAAGCACAAUGCUGGGAUGGACAUGCGAUUCCUGGAGGUGGCACUGCGAUUGGCGAACCGAGCGGUCUACUCACUCCACAAAACAUCUACACGUGCCUACAUUCAAAAGAAGGCGCAGGAGUGGGGUGCUCGUGGCUCAGUGGUCGCCGAACUUCGGUACAAUAUCGAGGCCAGCUACAAGUUCCACAAGCACAAGUCCAAGGACAUUGAGGUGGACUUCUGGUGCUUUGAUAUCAGCAAGGAUAAACGACUCCCUGGGCGCAGGCCAGUUCGCCGGAAUGAUUGACGGUGAUGGUGGCCCGCUUGCAGUACU
Molecule: messenger RNA, 717 nt
Organism: Drosophila serrata
Lineage: Eukaryota; Metazoa; Arthropoda; Insecta; Diptera; Drosophilidae
Gene: Mettl5
Product: Methyltransferase like 5
Biological process (GO): rRNA methylation
Molecular function (GO): rRNA (adenine-N6-)-methyltransferase activity; nucleic acid binding
Source: RefSeq, a predicted model, not a curated record